GAAAAGUUUUUGCAUCCUGUUCAGUUGGUGGGAUUGUCCUGAACUCGUGCAGAUGAACGGGAGGUAGCAGGAUACUAUUGCAUAUAUUUUCUUUCAUUUUAAAACCUUCCACCUCGACGGCUUCUCUUGGAUGUCGACAAGUUUGAACCUCGAAUCUUGACGUUCUUCAUCUACAAACGAUUUCACUGCUCAGGAAAGGAGAAUUUUCUUCUCAUAUUAUAGAAACCAAUUCAAAAUGGCUGCUGGUUUGAAGCUCAUCGGGUUAUUUCUCUGCGUUGCCAUGGCAACGGGAGAUCACCAUAUGUUGUCGUCGUUGGAGGAACUGGCUGAAAUUCAGAGAGAUCUAUACCUCAGGACGUUUGAGUUCUUCAAUGAUAGUGUGAGCACAGAGAUGGAUAAAAUGAUCGAGAAACUAAAGGCCCUUGAAUCAAGGCUAGACGAUGUCGAGGGAAGAUUGCAAGAUUAUGCCUUUAAGAUCCCACCAGCCGAGUUGGCGUCAUCUUGCGACGCGGAGCGGGCUCUUGUUCGCCUGAACUCGUCCCUUGCGUUAUGGUACCAGCGACUGACGCAACGUCUGGCUGCCGUAGAAGAGAUCAUACAAUUCAUUGCAGUCUCAGAAACAAGCGCUGCCCGAACAGGAAACGACAAUGAAGUCCCGCUCGAACCAGAACCCGAACUGGUACGUGACAACCGGCCGACAACCACCACAACCAGAAGGACGACUAUGAUGAUGGAAACGACGCCGAAGACGAAUGAGCGUUUGAUGACCACAGAGCCGACAGAGCCAAUCCGAAAGACAACAACACGCGCCCCAACAACACGGAGAACAACAACAACUCAACCACCAACGACCACAACCAUGCCUACAACCACUCCCACCACAACAAUGCCACCUACGACAACCAUCCCAACAACCACUCCUAUGCCAACCCCAUUGAAUUGUAAAGAGGUUGCUGCUAGGGGCGAGACUGUUUCAGGAUGGUACCUUAUUGAUCCAAUGCAAAGAGGAAACCCAUUCACAGUUUACUGUGAAUUGCCAAAGGGUGUAACAUCGGUCGGUCACACAGUGGCGGAUAGGGAGAUCCAUAACAACGGAUUUGAAGGACCUGGAGACUUCCAACUUAAUCCAGUCUACACAAACGCCACAAUCAACCAGAUGAAGGCACUUACAUUAGUCUCACAGAACUGUAGCCAGUUCAUCAAGUACCGGUGCCGAGCCGCUGUUCUCUUAGCUACAGAGAAGAAGAGUGGAUUGCGAUAUGGAUAUUGGGUAUCUGUUGAUGGCGAACAUAUCGGCAGUUGGGGUGGAGCUCCUAUCAACAGUGGCAAGUGCGCAUGCGCCCUUACAGCUCGUGGCUGUCUGGAAAACAAGAACUGCAACUGCGAUUCCAACCCCAAACAAUUUGCCAUCGAUGAGGGUAUAAUCUCUGACAAGCCCUACCUGCCAGUGACGGAUGUCCGUCUUGGUGAUACUGGUAGUAAGAAGGAGGAAGGAUAUGUCACUCUCGGCCCCUUGCGAUGCCAGUAAAAUAGUUCCGUCUUCGUCCUCGUUCUCACAUCAGAUAUCAACUACAGAGAACUUUUGAGCUGCAUAAUCCUUGAGACAUUGUUUCUAUGUGAUGAUAUUAUUUGUUAUCACUUCCAUCAUCAUCUCACGAUUUGGAAGCGGAGUGGAAAUUUCUGAAAGUUGUUUUUCAUAAAAACUGCAGGUAUAUAGUGAACAUUUUGGAUAUAUUUGGUAAAGUUGACUUGUGUAUUUCUACAAUUCACACCAAAACUCACCUAAAAUUUUGUGGACAGAAAGGUGAAAUAAGGGGGGGGGGUCGAAUUAGGAUAUUAAUAAUUUUCUACAUAAUUUUGCCAUUUUUUUCUUCAUUAGAAUGUAAAUAUGUAUUUAGGCUAUUUCAACAAAUAGGAAUGUCACAAAAAUAUUAUAAGUAGAAAACUACUAUACUCGUGUACAUAAAACUAGGAUAAGUGUGUUUUAUAUUUCUCCUAAGCAAGAUAGAUGGAUUGAUAGAAUGUAAUGUCUAUUGAUCUUACGUGACUACUGCCAGCGUUGCACUAUUUGUCAUAUUGUAAAUCUGUAGUUUAGAUUGUGAAUAUUGCAAAAGUGAUUUACUGCCCCGUAUCUUAUCUUUGGAUUUGAUAUUUUGUCUCUUUGUGGCAACAAAUAAUUGAUAGAAACAAAUAGAUUGGAAUACCAGUGUUUGUGUAGCGAUAAUUAUAUUGAAUUAGAUUGUUUACCUAUUUAUGAUAAUUUGAUUAUUUCUAUAAUAUGAAUAUGCACAAAUGAAAAUUCAGAUCACAAUGCUCAUAAAUCAUUUUUAUUAACAUAAAUUUAAAUAAUAUACUUUUUUGAAUAAUUUCCCAUUCUACCUUCUCUGAUGAACUUUUUUAUUAUGAUGAUAACGAAUUUAGAACAUACUGGUCAAUAUCUAAUUGUAUCAUAGCUGCGCUGAUUCCUUUUUGUUUUCAGUAUUACUUCAAAAUACAAAAAGUUAAGAAAACAGUAUUAACCAUGUUAACCGUUAGGUAUUACAUUCAAGAUGCAUCAUAAUCUCUUAAUAUCACAUCAUUGUUUGAUUAUCAUUUUGAGAAUUUUGUCCAGAAUUGCUGCGGUGACAAUGUCAA
This is a messenger RNA of Lytechinus variegatus (green sea urchin), 2634 nucleotides long. Its product is annotated as contactin-associated protein-like 2. Bases 236 to 1528 code for a protein of 430 amino acids. Lineage: Eukaryota; Metazoa; Echinodermata; Echinoidea; Temnopleuroida; Toxopneustidae. The record is from RefSeq and is a predicted model, not a curated record. The transcript has 10 exons.